GGGGCUUCUUACCAGAGUUAUGCAGUGAUGGGUUUAGUUCUGAAUGGAUGAAGAGUUCCUGAGAGCUAGCGUUUGUAAUUAGAACCGUUACUUGGUAUCUGUGCCUUAUUUGACCUUUGGUUCCACAUGCCUUGGAUGUGCAUGCACCGUGACGGUUUCAUAGGUACGAACGCACACUCAGGCCCAGUCACUUCGGUUGGUAGUACAGAUUGUGAGGAAAAAGAUGGAGGCAUCCUUAAGGAGGAAAAAUGUUUGCCUUUAGUUCCUGCAUUAUCCUGUACAGAGGGGCUCCUGAGUUUUGGAAGCCUGUUCCCAGUACAGGAGAACAACUCCCCUGUUUGCAGCAGGAGACUUCAGUGCACGGUGACAACGCUGGAGUUCAAGAGGAAGCCAGCAAUGCUGCACCAUUGGCUUCAGACACCAUUGUUGUUGUUUGCCAGUUUUAAACUUAACUAGUUGCAGACGAAGACCACCUUGAAAUGCAGGCUUGUUGGGCUUGUUUUGAAUUUUAACCUCGGAUGGAAGAGCCCUAGUGCUGUCUGUCUCCAUGCGGGAUGAUGAUUGCUAGGCAACAGGUGAUUAUCAACAAAGGAUGCCACGGUUAUACUCUGCAAGGUGGUGUUCCAGUGGCAAACAGCUGUAUAAACUCUUGUAAACAGGAACUACUGACAAAAACCUAUAGUCGACUUUGGGAUCUGACUUUAUUAUUCAGCAACUCAAAGAUGAGUUCUAAUUGGCAGACUUCUGGCACUGGCACUUGUCCUCCUGUUUCUAUAGAAACUGGGUUGGAAGUCAGAGCUGCACAAAGGGAAAGGGAAGGAGAGAAAUAUUGUUCAUGUAAUGUGUUACCUUUUUUGUCUGUGUGAUCUACAAGAGCAUGGCUGAAAUGUUACCAAUUUUAACUAGUGUUUUGACUGAAGAUUAUUAUGAAAAGUUUUACUUUUGUUAGAUUCCUAAUUAAAAAUGCCUAUACUCUUUUAUAGGAGUUUCAACUUUUGCAAUUUGGUAAUAACAGAUUUAGGUAAGUAAAAAAUGGGAAUCUCAUACAGUUCUGAAGAUCUAAGUUUGGUUGAGAAUUUAAUGUUUCAUCACCAGUAAAUUCAAUUAAAGACUUUUGAUUCAAUUAAAGACUCAGUUCUGCCUACACCUGCAAGAACUGAGUUGAUCUGUACAUCAACAUUUCUGAUGUUUCUUUGGUAGUUGCUGCUGGAGUCAGAAGUUAGGAACAAAUCUAAUGGCCUUUGUAAUGUCCUCUGUCAUUUCACGGAGGAAUGACUUAGAGGAACAAAGCUUUCCUGUGAUUUCUUUCUUCAACAGAUGGCUAAUGGCACAGCAUUGCAGUUAGAAUCUUGUUUAAGAUACUAGGAGCACGUCCUGGACUAAAAAUUUCUACAUAAGCUUUAGCAACAACCUUAUAGCUUCCUUUGACUUUUUUGUAGAGCUUACAGAAUGUAUGGCUGCCUAAGUAAUAGUCUCUGAAUUAAUGGGUAAAAAAUAUAUUAUGAGUUUUUUAUCCUCACGUAUGGUGCUAGGCUAUACUGGAUUUGGGCUAACAAAAGCUUGUUAACUUUUUUUUGUCUCAUUGACAGAAGUAUUUUAUAUCUCAUAUUUUACAUUACAUAGGUGUGUGUGUGUGUAUGAAAUAAAAGUUUGAAAAUAAAGUGAUAUACUCUUUUUUAAUCUGC
Molecule: messenger RNA, 1685 nt
Organism: Pan troglodytes (chimpanzee)
Lineage: Eukaryota; Metazoa; Chordata; Mammalia; Primates; Hominidae
Source: RefSeq, a predicted model, not a curated record